Messenger RNA from Octopus bimaculoides (California two-spot octopus), 2281 nucleotides. RefSeq names its product argininosuccinate synthase. Lineage: Eukaryota; Metazoa; Mollusca; Cephalopoda; Octopoda; Octopodidae. Gene Ontology annotation, cellular component: cytoplasm. Gene Ontology annotation, biological process: L-arginine biosynthetic process; urea cycle. The record is from RefSeq and is a predicted model, not a curated record. Gene Ontology annotation, molecular function: ATP binding; argininosuccinate synthase activity.
UUGAAUUUUAUGUCAUAACUCAACUGUUUUAAAUAUUUUAUGUUAUCUUAAAUUUCAGAGAGAUAGUAUUGCAGUUAUUUACAUUCUCAAGAGACAGCAAACUGUUGCAGCUACCUACACAUAUUGGCAUUUCAUUCAUUUCAGUAAGUAAAGAUUUCUAAAGAACAGUCAUGGGAGAUAGUUCUGGCAAAAAGAAGGUUGUGCUUGCCUACAGUGGUGGCUUAGAUACUUCCUGUAUUCUUGUUUGGCUCAAAGAGAAUGGUUAUAAUGUGGUAGCGUUCCUUGCUAAUGUAGGCCAGGAUGAAGACUUUGAUGCCGCUCGUAAAAAGGCAGAAUCGCUUGGAGCUGUUAAAGUUGUCAUUUCAGAUGUGCAGAAAUCAUUUGUCACAGACUAUAUAUUUCCAGCUAUUCAAGGUAAUUCUGUAUAUGAAGACAGGUAUCUGCUUGGUACAGCUCUUGCCAGACCCUGUAUUGCAAAAGCAAUGAUUGAUGUUGCUAAAGCAGAAGGUGCCCAGUAUGUAUCCCAUGGUGCAACUGGCAAAGGAAAUGACCAAAUUCGUUUUGAACUUGCAUCCUAUGCCCUCUACCCCAAAGUCGAAGUUGUGGCACCAUGGAGGUUGCCAGAAUUCUACAACAGGUUUAAAGGAAGAGAAGAUCUCAUGGAAUAUGCUCAGAAACGAGGAAUUCCAGUUCCUGCAACUAAAAAGGAUCCAUGGAGUAUGGAUGCUAACUUAAUGCAUAUCAGUUAUGAAAGUGGAAUUCUUGAAAACCCUAAGACUGAAGCACCAAAUGGAAUAUACAACAUGACAACUGACCCAGAAAAAGCACCAGACCAGGUUGAACGUAUUCAGAUUACUUUCAAGAAAGGACUUCCUGUUUCUGUGAAGAAUCUUCAUGAUAAAACUGUCAAAACAGAUCCUUUGGAAUUGUACUUGUACCUCAAUGAACUUGGAGGCAAACAUGGUAUUGGACGUAUUGACUUGGUGGAAAACAGAUUUAUUGGCAUGAAAUCACGUGGAGUCUAUGAAACUCCAGCUGGCACCAUCCUUUUAAUAGCUCACACAGACAUUGAAAUCUUCACCAUGGAUAGGGAGGUCCGCAAAAUAAAGCGCGAUUUAGACAACAAGUUUUCAGAACAGGUCUAUCGUGGAUUAUUGCACAAAGUGCAAUUUAGUUUAACAGCCCUGCUGAGUCUGAAAAGAAAGAACUCAUUCUCAUGUCAGCACUUAGAAUGUAAUUCUUAUUUGUUUAAAGUGUCUGUUGUUUUGGUGAGGAUGAACAUGAAUGUCCAGGGAGACUAUCAACCAAUUGAAGCUGGAGGUUUCAUUAAGAUCUGCUCUCUGAGAUUGCGAGAGUUUUACAGAAAUCGUCAAAAGCAGAUUUGUUCCUCAACGCCAUAUUAGAAGUUACUAUUCAUAUUUGUCCAUCACAAAUGAAAUUAGUGGCUGUAAUGGAUACUGGAUGUUCUAAUUAUUUUUCUGUUCUCUUUUUAGUAAUCAGUUAUAUUUUAGAAGUAUCAAUCCGUAACUUUCCAAAAUUAAACUACCUUACAAACAACAACGCGACCACCACCAUUGAGAAUACUAUCGUGAGCCAAUGAGGUAGCCUGUAUGUAGCCAUGUAAGCUGCUCAGUGUUGCCAUCAAAUUCUUUAAAACAGAGACCAUGUGUUUUAUGUCUUGAAUUUUUAGUUCAUCAUCUUAUCCCCAUAAUAAAGGUGGAAUCAUGCCCCAAACUGCUGGCAAACUGAAAUUGUUUAACAGGUUUGUUCCAACAGAUGUAAAACAAUAACUAAAUCAUUAUCAACAUCAUUAACAACAACAACAACAGCAGCAGCAAUAGCAAAAAUAUGUGUCUAUGUAGUUCCUCAGCCUGGUAGAAAUAGCAGCUAAAUAUUCCUCAAAUCACAUUCUAUCAUACAGGGUGUCCACAAAGUCUGGGUACAUGGGGAUUAACACAUACUUUAAGAAAUUAUUAUUUCUUAUAUUUAAUUGUUUAUGUUAUGAUUUUAUUAACUCCAUGUACCCAGACCUUGUGGACACCCUGUAUAUAAAGAAAGGAUACACUGGACAGUGUAUAAACAAAGAGAUGUGAUUGCUCUGGCUGAAACGCCUUUGAUUAUAGGCCUGCUCAAUUAGACUGAACUAUGACUAAAGAAUGUCAACAACUUGAGGGUUAGAAAAAAGAUGUGAUAUACUUCUCAGAAAGAGUAAACAUUUUCAUUGGUAUUUUAUUUCCUGUUUCAUCUUUAGAAGCAAAUAAAUUGGUCACAUACUUUGCAA